AUGUUUGAAUCACUGUCAGAUCCCCACAAGCGACGAGGGCCCAUCUUUGCCAUCUUGUGGUUUGUCUGGGUUUUUGUGGGAACCAUUUUCUUCGCUCUGGCUCCCCAGUCUGACUUGGGAUGGGUCAAGGGUUUCUACAUGGCAAUCAAUGUGGGAUAUUCCAUUGGAUUUGGGUACCCCGCAGAAACCAACCUGAAUUACCUCUACUUUUCCAGUUUCUAUGUCUUGGUGGGGUCGAGUUUUGUGGCAGUCGCCUUGGGUUUCUUUGCUGACAAGAUUAGUGAAGAUCAUGACAAUUGGUUCACCAACUUGAUCCAACAGAAAGACUAUGAGGAGGCAUUCAAAGGGGGAGGAAGCUUCGCAAGUAAGACCGGUGCAAUCUUUGAUUUCUACGCUCCCACGGUUCGGGCGGUGUCAGUGUGGCUGAUUGCCUUGGGGAUCAUGAUAUCCUACAGCAUGCUGGAAAUUGGAUGGUCCUAUGCAGAGGCACAAUAUUUUGCCAUUGGUACACUCAGUACAGGAGGAUUGUGGCGGAUUCCUGAUGACAGCUCAAGCUGGAUGUUUGGCGUCACAGGCGUCUUUGCCAUGCUUGGAGUACCCAUUUUUGCAGUGGCUGCAUCAGAGGUUGCCAGAGGGCUCAUGGACAAGGGGGAUUUGGAAGCCACCAAAGGGUCUGUCAAUGAACCCGUCACAGCCGAAGAAUUGAUCAUGCUGCAAAAUUUUGGAUUGGAGAAUGGUGAUGGGGAGAUUGAUCGAGCAGAAUUCAUCAUUUUGUGCAUGGUUCGAAUGGGGACCGACCCAAGCUUGAUAGAAUUCAUAUCACAUCGAUUCCACCAACUAGAUGAGGAUGGAGGAGGAACACUCUCCAUCUUGGAAAUUACAGCUGGGAAAUAUGAAUUCAUUGAUGGGCAAAUAAAGGCUGUGAUACCUGACGGCAGACCCAAGAGCAAUAUUGUAUAG
This is a messenger RNA of Seminavis robusta, 960 nucleotides long. Lineage: Eukaryota; Bacillariophyta; Bacillariophyceae; Naviculales; Naviculaceae. The record is from the annotation of a GenBank genome assembly.